GCUGAGCCGCAGAACGGGGGCGUAUCCCUGCGCCGCUGGGCUGGAGGGGGGGAGGCGGCGGCUGAGGCUGGCCCAGGAGUUGGAUGGGGGAAUUGCGGCCGCCUUUACGCGGCGGCGGCGGCGGCGGCAUGGAGGGGCGCGUUUGCGCGGCCGGUGCAAAGGGACCCGCCGCCUGCUAGAGCCAGACAGCGAAGGGGGGAGGAGGAGGAGGAGGAGGAGGAGGAAGGGGGGGGAUCUGCAGCUGCUCCCCCCCGCCUGGAAGUAUGAACUGGCAGCAGAGGUGCUGCUGCUGCUGCUGCUGCUGCUCGCCGCCGCCCCCCCGCCGGUGAGCGAGCAGAGACGGAAGAUGGGGCCCGCGCUGCGGAGCCUACUCCUCUGCAGUUUCUGCGCCCUGCUGCGAGCUGCCCCGCUGCUGCUGUAUGCAAACCGACGUGAUCUGCGAUUGGUGGAUGCUGAAAAUGGGAAAGAGAAUGCUACAGUUGUAGUGGGUGGUUUGGAAGAUGCAGCCGCAGUGGACUUUGUGUUUGUCCGCGGGUUGAUAUACUGGAGUGAUGUAAGCGAAGAAGCCAUUAAACGAACAGAAUUUAACAAAACUGGGAGUAUACAGAAUGUGGUCAUUUCUGGGCUUUUGUCACCUGACGGGCUGGCAUGCGAUUGGCUGGGAGAGAAACUAUACUGGACAGAUUCUGAAACAAAUCGGAUUGAAGUUUCCAAUUUAGACGGAUCUUUGAGAAAAGUUUUAUUUUGGCAAGAAUUGGAUCAGCCCAGAGCAAUAGCCUUAGAUCCUGCAAGAGGGUUCAUGUAUUGGACAGAUUGGGGAGAAGUACCAAAGAUAGAACGUGCUGGGAUGGAUGGUUCAAGCCGCUCCGUUAUAAUAAACACAGAUAUUUACUGGCCAAAUGGAUUGACUUUGGAUUAUGAGGAAUGGAAGCUUUAUUGGGCAGAUGCUAAACUGAACUUCAUCCACAAAUCAAACCUGGAUGGAACUCAUCGGCAAGCAGUGGUUAAAGGUUCUCUUCCACAUCCUUUCGCUUUGACUUUGUUUGGGGACACAUUGUACUGGACUGACUGGAACACUCAUUCUAUUUUGGCUUGCAACAAGUAUUCUGGGGAGGACCUGCGUGAAAUACAUUCCAACAUUUUCUCUCCCAUGGAUAUCCACGUUUUCAGUCAACAGAGGCAGCCAAAUGCUACAAACCCAUGUGGAAGUAAUAAUGGUGGCUGCUCCCACUUGUGUUUGAUGUCUCCUAUCAAGCCUUCUUAUCAGUGUGCUUGUCCCACUGGUGUGAAACUCCUUGAGAAUGGAAAGAACUGCAAAGAUGGUGCCACUGAAUUACUGCUCCUAGCCCGCAGGACGGACUUGAGGCGCAUUUCCUUGGAUACCCCGGAUUUUACAGACAUUGUCUUGCAGCUAGAGGACAUCCGUCAUGCCAUUGCUAUUGACUAUGAUCCUGUGGAAGGAUACAUCUAUUGGACUGAUGAUGAGGUGAGGGCCAUUCGCCGCUCUUUCAUAGAUGGAUCAGCUAGUCAGUUCGUUGUCACAGCACAGAUUGCGCAUCCCGAUGGCAUUGCUGUGGACUGGGUUGCCCGAAACCUUUAUUGGACUGACACCGGCACUGACCGCAUAGAGGUGACAAGACUUAAUGGGACUAUGAGAAAGAUCUUGAUAUCAGAAGACUUGGAAGAACCGAGAGCAAUCGUAUUGGAUCCCAUGAUUGGAUACAUGUAUUGGACUGACUGGGGAGAAAUUCCAAAGAUUGAGAGGGCUGCAUUAGAUGGGUCAGACAGAGUUGUGCUGGUGAAUACUUCGCUUGGCUGGCCAAAUGGACUGGCCCUGGAUUAUGCAGAAAGCAAAAUAUAUUGGGGAGAUGCAAAAACAGACAAAAUUGAGGUCAUGAAUGCAGAUGGCAGUAGCAGGAGAGUUCUGGUGGAGGACAAGCUGCCACACAUCUUUGGAUUCACUUUGCUGGGAGAUUACAUCUAUUGGACUGACUGGCAAAGGCGUAGCAUUGAGCGAGUACAUAAGCGUACAGCAGAAAGAGAAAUCAUCAUAGACCAACUGCCUGACCUAAUGGGCCUGAAGGCUACUAAUGUCCAUCAGAUCAUUGGUGCAAACCCUUGUGCAGAGGACAAUGGUGGUUGCAGCCACCUCUGUCUGUACAGACCUCAGGGCCUUCGCUGCGCCUGUCCCAUAGGCUUAGAGCUCAUCAGUGAUAUGAGGACUUGCAUUGUCCCAGAAGCUUUCCUGCUCUUUUCUCGGAGAGCAGAUAUCAGGCGAAUCUCUUUGGAAACCAACAACAACAAUGUUGCCAUCCCACUUACGGGAGUCAAAGAAGCCUCUGCUCUGGAUUUUGACGUGACGGACAAUCGGAUUUACUGGACAGAUAUCUCGCUGAAGACUAUCAGCAGGGCAUUUAUGAACGGCAGUGCACUCGAACAUGUGGUAGAGUUUGGCUUGGAUUACCCAGAAGGCAUGGCAGUCGACUGGCUCGGGAAGAACCUGUAUUGGGCUGAUACCGGAACAAAUCGUAUUGAAGUGUCAAAGCUGGAUGGACAACAUCGUCAAGUAUUGGUGUGGAAGGAUCUGGACAGCCCCCGGGCACUGGCAUUAGACCCAGCUGAAGGGUUUAUGUACUGGACUGAGUGGGGUGGGAAGCCCAAGAUUGACCGAGCUGCCAUGGAUGGAAGUGAACGUACUACUUUGGUACCAAAUGUGGGGCGAGCUAAUGGACUAACAAUUGACUAUGCAAAAAGAAGACUUUACUGGACUGAUCUAGAUACCAACUUAAUAGAAUCUUCAAAUAUGCUAGGCCUUGACCGUGAGGUUAUAGCAGAUGACUUGCCUCACCCAUUUGGCUUGACUCAAUACCAGGAUUACAUCUAUUGGACGGAUUGGAGCCGGCGCAGCAUUGAGCGAGCCAACAAGACCAGUGGCCAGAACCGGACCAUCAUCCAAGGCCAUUUGGAUUAUGUGAUGGAUAUCCUGGUCUUCCAUUCCUCAAGACAGGCAGGCUGGAAUGAAUGUGCAUCUAGCAAUGGGCACUGCUCCCAUCUCUGCUUGGCAGUUCCAGUUGGUGGUUUUGUAUGUGGCUGCCCAGCUCACUAUUCCUUGAAUUCUGACAACAGGACCUGUAGUGCUCCUACAACUUUCCUGUUGUUCAGUCAGAAGAACGCAAUAAUCGCAUGUGAUAGUGAGCAACAAAGUCCAGAUAUCAUACUCCCUAUCCACAGUCUCAGGAAUGUGCGGGCCAUCGAUUAUGACCCCCUAGAUAAGCAACUUUACUGGAUUGACUCUCGGCAGAACAUUAUCCGGAAGGCACAAGAAGAUGGCAGCCAGAGCCUUACUGUGGUGACAAGUCCAGUUCCCAAUCAGAACCUGGACAUGCAACCCUAUGAUCUGAGCAUUGACAUCUACAGCCGCUACAUCUACUGGACUUGUGAAGCCACUAAUGUGAUUAAUGUGACACGCUUGGAUGGGAGACCGAUGGGCGUGGUGCUGAAAGGAGAAGACGACAGGCCCCGGGCCAUUGUGGUGAACCCAGAGAAAGGGUACAUGUAUUUCACUAAUCUGCAGGAAAGGUCACCCAAAAUUGAGAGGGCAGCACUGGAUGGAACUGAACGGGAGAUCCUCUUUUUCAGUGGGUUGAGUAAACCUAUAGCCCUGGCCCUUGACAGCCAGCUGAGCAAGUUAUUCUGGGCUGAUUCAGAGCUCCGGAGAAUUGAGAGCAGUGACCUUUCAGGGGCGAAUCGAAUAGUUUUAGAAGACUCCAAUAUCUUGCAACCUGUUGGGCUGACAGUAUUUGAAAACUGGCUGUACUGGAUUGACAAGCAACAGCAAAUGAUAGAAAAAAUCGACAUGACUGGUCGAGAAGGACGUACAAAAGUCCAGGCUCGUAUUGCACAGCUCAGCGACAUACAUGCAGUUAAAGAACUAAACAUCCAGGAAUACAGACAGCAUCCUUGUUCUCAAGAUAAUGGCGGGUGUUCGCACAUUUGUAUUGUGAAGGGUGAUGGUACAACCCGGUGUUCUUGUCCGGUGCACCUUGUUCUGCUUCAGGAUGAACUAUCCUGUGGAGAACCCCCAACAUGCUCCCCUCAGCAAUUCACCUGUUUCACGGGGGAGAUUGACUGCAUCCCAGUGGCCUGGCGCUGUGAUGGAUUCACUGAAUGUGAAGACCAUAGUGAUGAAAAGAACUGCCCUGUCUGUUCAGACUCCCAGUUCCAGUGUGAAAGUGGACAGUGCAUAGACAGCAUUUUCCGGUGCAACGGAGAGGCAAAUUGCCAGGACAACUCAGAUGAAAAGAACUGUGAAGUGCUUUGUUUAACCGAUCAGUUCCGCUGCGCCAGUGGCCAGUGCAUUGGGAAAAACAAGAAAUGUGAUCACAACUUGGACUGCAGUGACAGCUCAGAUGAGCAAGGAUGCUACACAACAGAGGAGCCAGCACCACAAGCCAACAAUACCAUAGGCUCGAUCAUUGGAGUGAUCCUCACCGUUUUUGUGGUUGGAGCAAUGUACUUUAUCUGCCAGAGGGUGCUGUGCCCACGCAUGAAGGGGGAUGGGGAAACAAUGACUAACGACUACGUGGUGCACGGACCAGCCUCCGUACCACUUGGUUAUGUGCCUCACCCAAGCUCUCUGUCAGGGUCUCUCCCAGGAAUGUCUCGUGGUAAAUCUGUGAUCAGCUCCCUCAGCAUUAUGGCCGGAAGUAGCGGGCCUCCCUACGACAGAGCCCAUGUCACGGGGGCAUCCUCCAGUAGUUCUUCAAGCACCAAGGGCACUUACUUCCCUCCAAUUUUGAACCCUCCGCCAUCACCAGCUACUGAACGCUCACAUUACACCAUGGAAUUUGGUUAUUCUUCAAACAGUCCUUCCACUCAUAGAUCCUACAGCUACAGGCCAUACAGCUACCGGCAUUUUGCACCUCCCACCACGCCCUGCAGCACAGACGUUUGUGACAGCGACUACGCCCCCAGCCGGCGGGUCACAACAGCAGUGACUAAGGGCUACACCAGUGAUUUGAACUAUGAUUCCGAGCCUGUGCCCCCUCCACCGACACCAAGGAGCCAGUACCUCUCGGCAGAGGAGAACUAUGAAAGCUGUCCGCCCUCCCCAUACACAGAACGGAGCUAUUCCCAUCACCUCUACCCGCCGCCUCCAUCCCCCUGCACGGACUCCUCAUGAGGGCCCCUCCACCCCCUUCCUUAACUGCCUCCACUACAAAAGUGUAAAUACAAAUUGUCCAUACCGGGAGGGGGGAGGGAGCUAUUGGAGAGGGAGGAGGCAGGACAGUGUACAGUUAAAAGUUAUGAAAUGGGGUGGGGAAUACUGGAGAUAUUUGUACAGAAGAAAAAAGGAUAUUUAUAUAUUUUCUUAAACAGCAUCUGCUGCUUGUGCCAUAAGAAGAAAUUUUUGUAUAAAAGAUAGAAAUUUGUACAAAAUUUUUAUUUUUGCAAAUGAAACAAAAAACAUGCCUUAAUCCAGUGAAGUGACCGAGCACAUGAGAAAAUGGAAGGACCAGGACGCGUCACUGUCCAGUGAGGCAAAGUGUGGGGUUCGUCAAUACCAAAAAAGUUUAAAAAAGAAGUCAGUCUCAGAGCAGCAUACCACAGAUAUUUGGAAGUAGCCAAAUAACCUCUACAUUAACUAUGGAGGGCCAGCAAUGAAAGUUAAACUUGAAGAAACAGUCAGGACUGAUAUCAACCAUACACAAAGGGCUUUAUGUUUUCUACAGGAAUACAGCAAUCGUAGCAGUGACUAUAUGUGUUACAAUAUUUUAUUAUAUAUGUGUGUGCAAAUAUAAUGAAAUAUUAGAAUAUAUUGUCACACACUUUUAAAAAUUAAAAUGCAUCUGAAUUUUUUUUUGCCUACAUUUGCAUCACUCCCCCCAUUUUAAAACUUUCUCCAUUGCUGGAAGUUCAAUAAUUUUGUUGGGUACACUUUUAAAAAUGUCUUUAAUUUGUUUUGCAUUUUCCACCCCCGCAUCCUCUGCUUAGAGCCAUUUUGUUAAAUCAAAUUUUCUUGUUUAAAGUACUUCUAGAAUUGGGCUAAUGAAAAUUCAUCCUCUUUUUUUAUUAGCCUUGUGUAGCAGUGCCAAAUUAUGGUUUGGGUUUCUUUAUUCAGCUGAUACCGUAGGGUUCCAUUUUGUACCAGGUCAGCCCAGUUCUCAUGUAAUUGACAAGGGUAAUAUGCAUAUACCUGAAUCGUUUUAGUCCCUUAAAAAUUGUUUUGAUUUAGUGCCCACAAAAUGUCAAGUAUUUUUAUACCACAUAUAAUAUAGACAACAUAUUUAUAAACUAUAAAUUUAACCAUAAUUACUAGUUUUAUUGUAAAUGAAUCCUGUUUCCUUGCAAUACUUUCAGUGUAUAGUUAAUAUCACAGUAUACAAAUCAUUUAUAUAUAUAUUUAUAUUAUUUCCUAGUAAGGAAGCAUUUAAACAUUGUCGAUGGGGGGAUGGGACACAAUCUAUAAGAAAUGGAAUUUUGAUCAUUAGAAAUGUUUCCUCUACUGUGUAUUAACUGUUCAUGUUAGGUAAGCCGGUCUUCUCCGUAUGAUUUCUACAUACCUCCUCUUUUGUGUGGCAUACGUUUAAUACUUUAGUAUUAACCACUGUGAAUGUCAGAUUUUAAGAUAUUCUUAACCAAAUCACUUUAUAUUAGCAUCCUGUAUUUUUGUAUCUCCUUAGCUUCUUUGGCAAUUAGAAAGGGAUAGUAUGCAUUCAUUUUAAAAACAGUUUGCAUGAACUGAAGGGCAACAUAUGAUCUUCUUAACUCUUCCUGACUCCAGUGCAGUGUUUGAGUUCAACAGCCUGAACAAGUGGAGCUCACAAUGGAUCUGAUCUUGGGAUGUGUUACCAAUCUGCUAUUCCCAUUGGUUUUUAAUGGAGUUUCAGGAGCACCUCCAAAGAUCAGACCCUAAAUCUGACCUCUCCUCACAAAGGAUACUGAGGGACUCCUGCAUUGAGGUACUGGGGCUCAGCAUUGGUGUAAUAACUCUUCAUAAGGGCCAGAUGGGUUGACUGCUCUUAGUCAGUUUCUACUAAGAGAUGCAAGCUAAAAACAUUCUAGUUUUAAAUCCCAUACUUUUCAUGAAGUUGUGAGUGAUUCUUGCCCAUGCUCCAUUUCAGCUCGACUGUUGAAGCCUCUCUCGGUUUCAGCUCUAAGGGAAACCAUGAAGUUUGGCAUUCUUGCUUUACCUUUCUAAUAGUUGAAGAUACCCAAGGUAGCUUUUGAGCAAAGUAUUUAAAAAAAAAUUCUGAAUGAUCCUCAGACUAUUGGAAUUGACCAUUGGGUCAGGUGCACUAACUUUUGCAUAAACAUUAACUCAGCUGAUACCUUGAGCUGUCUUCUAGAUACCUAAGAAAUUUUUGGCUCUUCCUGUUGGUGAAGAAACUUGCUUGUGGUCUCCAGUAGGAUGGAUAUUGAAGGUAUUGUGAGCUAUAAAGGGAAAUCCAAUCCAUUUAUAUGAAGAGCGGGAGAGGGUGAGCAGAGGCUGUGGUGCUGAUCAGCAUUGAGACUUCUACGUUGUUUACAUUUUUAAAUGUGCAGCAUUCCGUGUGGGGUUCACAUGUGGAAACUUGCACUAAUGAACUCAGAAGAAUAUUGCAUUGUUAUAUCUCAGUCCAAGUGCUUGUACUGCGAUGUCAAUGGUCUCUACUUGCAGAAUGCUUCAGUGUGCCAAUUUGUUUGUCUGAAAAACUCUGAGGUGGUUCAACUUAAGCUGUGGUAUCCUCUUACGGGGAGCAUCAGACUGUCUCUUUGAGACUGACUUUUUACAAGGACUUUCUACAGAUAACAUAUGCUUGUUAAACUUGACAACUGGAGGGAUUUGUUUUAGAAGAAUUAGCUGUCUGGCUUUGGACAGUAAUGCCCAGAUUUUGUAUUUGCACCCAGAUACAACUCCAUUGAAGUCAAUAGCGGGGCAAGGGAGGGAGAACUUAAGUCAAUGCAGAAUUUGACCAAAUAUAUUUGAACUGUUUCUCUCACUGUGUGCAGCAUGUACUUAAAUAAGCUGCUGCUGCUUUUAUUUUAAUAAGGGAAAACUGUCAGAUGAUGAAGACCAAUUAGGGAGUAAGCUCUUUUCCUGUUCUGAUUUACCAAAGAAUUUUGCUGGAAAAAUUGAGACCUACAUUUGCAAUCAUAGAUAUUUUACAUGAAUCUAAAGUGGAAAUCUUAAAUUGAUUUAAGAUUAAGGAAGUUCCCAUUAAGUAGAUGACCAUAUUACAAAAACGUCACCACAACUAACAUCCUUGUUGGAACAUUCCUGGUGGAUAAGCCAAGGACUGAUUUGACAGAGAGACUGAACAAUCUCUCUCUCUUCCUUUCCCAUCAAAGGAGACAUGGCUUGUAUUGUCUGUAUCCCACGUAAGGGAGCAUGUGCUUUGCUACUUUGAAAUUGACUGAGAAAUGAAGUUUUAAGUCCACUGAACAUUGGCUUCAAGUCAGCAAGGUGCUUCAAUGCUGAAAAUUAAGCAUGCAUUAAGUAGUCCUAUUGACAUGCAUGCUUAAAAUUAGGCACUCUUAAGUGCCUUCCUGAAUCAGAGCCAUAUACAGUGGGGCAUUUUCCUCAAGUGCACCAUGUGUAAUUUAUCCUGCCUGUGCAUCAGAAUGUCUGUAGCUGAAUAUCUGCACAUGGAAAUAAAUUCAUCUUGUUGAAUUGGAGGGAGCAGGGAAAGGUAUAGAUUUUUAAAAACCACAUAGCCCAUUUCAGUAAACACGGGUAUAGGUUUCCCUAGGUGUACAUGCUGGUCACUACACUUAUCUGUAGCUUUGCAUGUUUGAAUUGCGGUUCUCCAAAUGUAUACCUGCCAUAUCCUGUUGCACACUAAAAGGAACAUGCGUGGGUUUUUUUCAUAUUUUUAAAAGCCAGGAGAUUUAUACUACUUUGGGUUUGAUGGGACAUUUUAAUUCUAUUUCCUAAUGAUAGCAUUUUAAAAUCUUAAUAUUCUAGUUUCCAUGAAUCCAAAAUUCAGCCAAGCUGCAUACCUACAUGCAUAUUAAGGCAUUAAAUGAAACUCGGUAAUAUAGAGUUUGCAGUUGAACCAAUUUAUAUCAAAGGAUGAGAUUUGCUGUGGGAUCUGUAAUUUACAAUUUCUUGUGUUCUAAAUCCCAAAUAUAACUCUGUUUGUAUGUACACACAGAGCUUUGCUAAUGUGAAGAUGCCUGAUCAACAGAGCCAAUAAUUUUCUCCCCCACUCCCACCAAUAAUAAUUAAUAAUCCAGAAGGCUCAUCCUGCCUCUCUGCAAAGAGGUAAUGGCAGCUUGUAGUGUUCUCAUAUUACCUAGACUUUAUUGCAUCUACAGAACAUGCUACAGAACAUUUACUACUAUAUCUACAAGAAACUAAUGCUCUGUCAUACUUGAUAAUAAAAAGGAAAAAUUCCAUUGUGAUAUAUUAUCAUUAGUUUGAUAAUUAAUGCAAAUUUUUAGUAAGAAUUUUCUGUGUAUUUUAUAGCUACACAGAAAUCAGUCUGUCAGGCCUCGCUUACUGAUAAAUGAAAGUGUACCUUUAAGCUGCUUGGUGACAGCAGAUAUUACACUCCAUUGCUGGCGCAUGAAGAAUAUCUCCUUUCCUGCAUUGUUGGGCUUUGGUGAUGAUCUGGUCUCUUAAGUUGUACAUUACCCCUACCUUUAUGAUGAAUGCUUUCUAUCAGUGCUCCAUUGCAUGAAUUACACACCCGAACUGAGUUCUGCUUUAUGCCCCCCCCCUUCUUUGAAUGUGUCCAAUCUAUCUAAAUUUUAUUGAAAGGCAACUAUUGUGAGUAUUUCCAGUCUUAUCAGCUUGAUAGACAUUACCUGAAUGCAUUUUAAGUUUUCCUAUUCUAGAGGGAAAUGCUAAAAUUGAAAUUCCUGGGUCAGUUUGUGCAGUUCAAAAAUUUCAUUCUGAAAAGUAAUCAGUUACUUUCCGUGUCACAUUUGUCCCUACUGUGAAGGUCACAUGAUGUAGUUACGGGCAGAAUCUCUGUUUUCUGCAUACACCAUGCAAAAAUAGCUGAUUACCUCUUGCUUCUACCAGAAAGAAUCAGUAAAUGUGUUACUGAUUAUUGAAUGCAAAAGUAAUUUUUAAAUUAUUGUGCAAAGCAGGUUUUCUAACCUUGAAUUUUUCUUUCUUUUGGGAGAAUUUCACUUGAAACGUAAGCCUCAAUUUAUUUGCCAUGUAGAGUAUGCAUAAAUAAAAUUAAUUAGGAAUAGUUCUUGUAGCUAGUAAGUACAAGGCAGGCACACAAUAUUGCAACUUUUUUUUAAGCAUUAAUGGUUCAAAUGCUAUUGGAAAUUGUAGAAUGUUGAGCAAAUUUCUUUAGUAAUUUUUUAAAUAAGGGAAGAAGAUCUUGAAGAUUCUGAAUGAUACUAAAGCAAAAUUAACUGGAGCUGGGAAAUCCAGUUCCAAAGUUAUGCGAGGCACAAUUGGCAAACUAGAUUCCAUCCAGAAGUUAUCUUAGUAAAGUACCCUGGCGUGGUGGGAUUGUUGAAGAGCUGUCCUACAUACUUCCCCAUCUUUUAAAUGAAGAAAAGCUGGGAAAGACUCAUUAAGGCAGCUGUAGCCUUAAGCCAAACAGUUAAGAGUCAAGAAGGGAAAAGAGAAGCGUCUUUUGUAAAGAGGAUACCACCAGGCUUAAGCUGAACAAGCCUUGUUUGCAAGUGAAGGAUCUGGUGCUGCUUUCAGAUUUUAAAUCUUUUUUUUGUUUUUAUCCUUUUUUGUAAGCUUUAAUCACUGUUUGUCAUUGUCUUAAAGCCAGCUGGUGUCUCUUGUUCAUCAACUUUGGUACGAUGGUGCUUUGCAAGGAUGUAUUUAUAUUAUAAUGGCCAACAUUUGGUCAGCCCUAUCCACUCAUUCACUAACUUUUUUUUGUAAAAUAAAGUGCUUUACUUUUAAGCUGUAUAUAAACCUUGUACAAAAAUCCCUUUUCAAUUAUUACUAUGAACUGAGUUGUAACAAAUGAAAUGUUAAUUUUUAUAAUAAAACUGAGUGGGAAAAAAAAAAGUAA
Molecule: messenger RNA, 10982 nt
Organism: Dermochelys coriacea (leatherback sea turtle)
Lineage: Eukaryota; Metazoa; Chordata; Testudines; Dermochelyidae
Gene: LRP6
Product: LDL receptor related protein 6
Biological process (GO): Wnt signaling pathway involved in somitogenesis; canonical Wnt signaling pathway; chemical synaptic transmission
Molecular function (GO): Wnt receptor activity; Wnt-protein binding
Source: RefSeq, a predicted model, not a curated record